GUCCUCCGACCGUUGCCUGGGCAUGUCUUUCGACGAGGCCGCCAGCCACAUCUCCAAGGAUGGCCUUUCCAUGACCGUCGAUGAGGUUAAGGAGUUCGACGAGAACCACGACGGCAGCAUCAACUUUGAGGAGUACCUCACCAUGCGCUUCAAGUACGACGCCCAGCGCCAGGGAAACAUGCGCGGCCGUUUUCUCGCAUAAGCGUACAGAUCA
Messenger RNA from Aspergillus uvarum CBS 121591, 214 nucleotides. RefSeq lists its product as uncharacterized. Gene Ontology annotation, molecular function: calcium ion binding. Bases 23 to 202 code for a protein of 59 amino acids. The transcript is spliced from 3 exons. The record is from RefSeq and is a predicted model, not a curated record. Lineage: Eukaryota; Fungi; Ascomycota; Eurotiomycetes; Eurotiales; Aspergillaceae.